GUAUAUUGGUGUAAGUGUCAUAAGUACAGUUGACAAUAAAAAGUAAUAAUAAUGAAAUUAUAAAUAAAUAUACAUUGAUGAUAAUAAUCAAUUUGUCAAAAGUGGUUGCACAAGCUCAGCAACAACAUCUUGCUGUUUGAACUAAAAAAAUAACAAGAUUUAUAUUUAUAAAAAAAAAUAUAAAAAAAAAAGACUAAUUAAAAAUUUAUAUGUAAAAUGUGAGACUGCAAUUUUAAGAUCAAAAAAUAAAUAACAAUUUUUUUUUUUUUUACGUUAAUAAUUAAUAAUAACAAUUUAUAUUAUUGCUAUAAAUAUUAUAAUAACGUUGUACAUGUUGUCAAUAAAUAAUCCAAGAUGAAUGGACAAUUUAAAGCAUCAAAAGAUAGGUUAGAUUGAAGAUGGUGACCUGAUCAAUUAUCAAUAACAACACAAUUAGAAGAAAAAGUAACACUUGGUGCAUCAACUAGUAAAAGAGCUGGUGAUUGGUAUGAACCAGCAUCAGUUGCUCAUCUUUUAAGUCAAGCUUUUAAUACAGCAUCAUUAAUGUAUAAUGAAUUUAAUAAUUUUGCUGUUUAUGUUGCUCAAUAUUGUGCAUUUUGCUUAGAUGAUGUUAAAAAAUUAUGUCAACUUCCUGAUGGUAGCUGAAGAUUACUUGUACUUUUAGUACCACUUAGAUUAGGUACUGAUAAAUUAAAUUCACGAUAUGGAUCAUGUUUAACAGUAUUACUUAGUUUAGAUGUUUGUAUUGGUGUUAUUGGUGGUAGACAUUUUAUUGGUCAUCAAGAGGAUAAAUUAAUUCAUCUUGAUUCACAUUAUUGUCAAGAAGCUGUUGAUGUAUGGAAACCAAAUUUUUCACAGUGUUUAACAAAAUAUUUAAUAAUUUUGUUAAAAUUGUUGAACCAUUUUUAGUACCACCAAAUCAAAAAGUUGACUAUCCAAUGUUUCUUUUUUGUGAAGGUAGUGGUGAUGAUUUACGACAUGUUUAUGAAGAUAAACCAUUAUCAGUACCAGAUGUACUAUUUAAUUAAUUUUAAUUAAUUAUUUGAGGUAGAAAAAUUGCUAUUGAUGCUUCUAUGUGUCUUUAUCAAUUUUUAAUUGCUGUCAGAUCAGAAGGAUCUCAAUUGACAUCUACUUAUGGUGAAACAACCAGAACAAUACGUCUUGUUAAUAAUGAUGUAAAACCAGUAUAUGUUUUUGAUGGUAAACCUCCAAAUUUAAAAGUUGGUGAAUUAGCUAAACGUGUUGCUGCUGCUGAAGAAACUGGAAUGUUCAGUAAAAAGCCGGCAUAACGGUGAGGAAGAAGAGGAAAAAGACCAAGACGAAAAAGAAAAAGAAAAAAAAUUAGUGAUAGUUGUGGCGUUGAUGAUAUUUAUCAUUGGAUAUUUAUCAUCAGGUUUACCAAGAUCAUUAGAAGCAGCAAUACAAAGGUAUGGCUCAGCAACAUAUAAAGCACCAGCAGGAACAGUACUUGAUCCAAAUGGUAAAUUAUUUGUAACUUUAACAUAUGGAAAAUUAUUAAGUCGUUCAUAUAAAAUAGCAUAUACAUUAUUAAAUCGUGCAUUAACAAGAACAGUUGGUGAAUGUUGUUUAAAACCAGGUGAUAGAAUAGCACUUGUUUAUCCAAAUAAUGAUCCAAUAAGUUUUAUGUGUGCAUUUUAUGGUUGUUUACAAGCUGGUAUUGUACCAGUACCAAUUGAAGUACUAUUAACACGUAGAGAUGCUGGUUCACAACAAAUUGGUUUUCUUCUUGGUAGUUGUGGUGUACAAGUUGCCCUAACAAGUGAAGCAUGUUUAAAAGGUUUACCAAAAACAACAGCUGGUGAUGUUGUUGCAUUUAAAGGUUGGCCAAAAUUACAUUGGUUUGUAACUGAACAUCUUGGUAAAAUACCAAAAGAUUGGAUGCCACAACCACGUUUAACUGAUGAAACACCAGCAUAUAUUGAAUAUUCAACAGAUAAAGAUGGAUCAGUUAUGGGUGUUACUGUAACAAGAUCAGCAAUGUUAGAAAAUUGUCGUUCAUUAACAAUGGCAUGUGGUUAUACAGAAGGUGAAAAUGCUGUAUGUGUACUUGAUUUUAAACGUGAAGUUGGUCUUUGGCAUAGUACAUUGACAAGUAUAUUAAAUGGUAUGCAUGUUAUAUUUAUACCAUAUGCACUUAUGAAAGUUAAUCCAGCAAGUUGGAUGCAAAUGAUAACAAAACAUCGUGCAAGUGUUGCUGUUGUUAAAUCACGUGAUCUUCAUUGGGGUUUAUUAGCAACAAAAGAUCAUAAAGACAUAUCAUUAGCAUCAUUGCGAUUAUUAUUAGUUGCUGAUGGUGCUAACCCAUGGUCAUUAUCAUCUUGUGAUCAAUUUUUAUCAGUAUUUCAACCAAAAGGAUUACGUCCAGAUGCUGUAUGUCCAUGUGCAUCAUCAAGUGAAGCAUUAACUGUAUCAGUACGUAGACCUGGACGUGCUGGUGUUAAUGCAACUGGUCGUGGUGUAUUAUCAAUGUCUGGUUUAAGUUAUGGUGUUGUACGUGUUGAUCAAGAAAAUUCAUUAACAUCAUUAACAUUACAAGAUUGUGGACAAGUUAUGCCUGGUAGUGUUGUUGUUGUUGUUAAAAUGUUGUUAAAACCACGUGAAAUUCAUUCUGCGGGGGAUUCUGUUUCAGAUGUUGGACCAGCAAGUGUAAUGGUUGGAAAUAUUGUCCAGGGUAAUCGUCUAGCAUCAGCACAAGGCAGAGAUUUAGGUGUUCUUGAUGAGGACAGUGAUAAUGCCAAGAAGUAUCAAUUUAUAUCGGAAAUAUUAAGAUGGCGAGCUAUGAGUACGUCAGAUCAUGUUAUAUUUACGCUGUUAAAUGCAAAAGGAGUAGUAACAACAUCCCUAUCAUGCUCUCAAUUACAUAAAAAAGCUGAAAAAAUUGGAAAUUUACUUCUUGAUAAAGGAAGAAUAAAUACUGGUGAUCAUGUUGCAUUAUUAUUUCCACCUGGUACUGAUUUAAUAUGUGCAUUUUAUGGUUGUCUUUAUGUUGGUGCUGUACCAGUUACAAUACGUCCACCACAUCCACAAAAUUUACAAACAACACUACCAACAGUUAGAAUGAUUGUUGAUGUUAGUAAAUCUGUUCUUGUAUUGACAAAUCAAAAUAUGGUUAGAUUAUUAAAAAGUAAAGAAGCAAAUAAUGUUGUUGAAAUAAAAAGUUGGCCAACAAUACUUGAUAUGGAUGAUAUGCCAAAAAAAAAAUUACCAGUUAUGUAUCGUGCACCAACAGCUGAAAUGCUUGCAUAUCUUGAUUUUAGUGUAUCAACAACUGGUAUGUUAGCUGGUAUUAAAAUGUCACAUGCUGCUGUAACAUCAUUAUGUCGUGCAAUGAAAUUAGCAUGUGAAUUAUAUCCAUCAAGACAUAUUGCAUUAUGUCUUGAUCCUUAUUCUGGUCUUGGUCUUAAUUUUUUUUCAAUACGUGUUUUACACAGACGUAUUCAAACAUGGUAAUAAAAAAUUAUAAAUAAAAAUUUGUUUUUUAAAAUUAUUUUAUUUAACAUGCAAAUUAAUUAUUGAAAAAAAAAAAUUAUAAUAUUCUAUAUUAACUGUACAAUUUAUAAAGUUAAUUAAAAUGCAAAAAAAAAUAUGCAAUAAUAUUGUUAAUAAUUAAAAAAAAAAAAAAAAACAGUCUUAAAAAAUUAUUUUUAAAUUAGACGAUAUACAUUGUGUCAAAAUAUGAUAAUAAUAUUAAAGAAAAAAAA
Molecule: messenger RNA, 3722 nt
Organism: Aphidius gifuensis
Lineage: Eukaryota; Metazoa; Arthropoda; Insecta; Hymenoptera; Braconidae
Product: disco-interacting protein 2-like
Exons: 7
Coding region: 1363-3471 (702 amino acids)
Source: RefSeq, a predicted model, not a curated record